Hypoxylon trugodes is the source of this 3196-nucleotide messenger RNA. RefSeq lists its product as uncharacterized. Lineage: Eukaryota; Fungi; Ascomycota; Sordariomycetes; Xylariales; Hypoxylaceae. The transcript is spliced from 2 exons. The record is from RefSeq and is a predicted model, not a curated record. The coding region runs from base 133 to 2979 and encodes 948 amino acids.
CAGCUCUAGUAAUUUCUCUAGGUCCAUUACACUUGUUCAAAACUUGGAGCUGUAAGUUGAAUGGACCGCGAUUGAGAAGAAUCCCUAUCGGCAAAUAUCCGCCGCCGCAUCCCGUUUUACUGUACUACAAAUAUGGACUUUUUACCGCGGCCUGCCGAUUCUAGAACCUCUCAUCUCGCUGUACCCUUCCUCGACAUUAUACCAUACAAAUUCUGGCAUGUGGCAGGAUUUAGUAUCAGUGGAGUUAUUCCAGGCGCGCAUGAGAUCAAAAUCUCCAGUUUCAUCCCUAGCUAUAACCAGUCAAUAUUCGGACUCACUCGUGAUCGCAGCGCUCUGGACUGCGCAAGAUUAGUCCAGUCGUGGCUUUACUUUGGGCUUAUCCAGGAAUGUGUGGGAGCAGAGCCGUCUAUCGAUCCAUCAAAAUUCACCUACGUAACCUAUGACAACAAAAGGCUCGUCACAUCAACCAAACUUACGAAUUUAAUCAGUGAAAUUACGGACCCAUAUUCAUACACACGAAUGAAACAAAAGCCUCACAGAGAUUCCAUUUGUAGCUCGGCCAGAUCCUACAUUGCUCAGAUCUCAAGUAUUCCCUGUGCAACGCAAGAUCCUCUCCCAGUAGCACUUCUCUCCGCUAGCGUGCUCCUCAGCUCGUUGGAUGGCAAUUACCCACCUUAUUACGUCGAUCAUGAUUGCCACUACUUAGAGCAAGAUUUUCCCCAGACGCAGCUGUUGGCAAGGCACAUGAGCUCAUUGGGAUGGUGCCCGCGCCAUAUUAGUCGGAUAUGCGCGACACAGCCUCCUCAUAUAGCUUACUUUAUUUCUCUACUCCGCCGAUGGGAACGUCCUAGAACUAGCCAUUCCCAUUACUCGGAGAAACGUUGUGUGGCGAGCAAUAUUAACGAAGAAACGUACGAGACGGUCCAUACAACACGAGAUUGUAGGUGCUCUAUGAUAGGCGUGGAUGAAUCGGAUCUCGAGCGCAUUAUUCGACAAGGCAAUAUCCCAAUCGUCAGUGUUGGAAUAGACCAAGAAAAUAAUGACAUCACACUAAAUCUACGAGCCGCCACGGCACCGAAUCAAUAUGCAGCCAUUUCUCACGUUUGGGCUGAUGGGAUCGGUAAUCCGCAAUCGAAUUCGCUCCCUCGGUGCCAGAUUGAAAGACUUUUUAGGCAGAUUUUCGCGUUACCCAGGGUUGGUAGUAGGGGAUCUUUAUUCUAUGAGCAAUCUAGCAAUAAUGGAUCCAAAGCUGACUGGGCUCGAACCAUCCUCAGCAGUUUGCAGCAUACAUCGAGAUCUUUCUGGAUCGAUACACUAUGCAUUCCAACAGGCGAAUCGAGAAAGGACCUCCGUCUCGAUGCUAUCAAUAAAAUGGCCGCCGUCUACGCCGGCGCGAGCCACGUGCUAAUCCUAUAUUACGAACUACAACAGCUCCGACUUAGAGCUCGACCGCUCAUGGAUUCUAUGGGCUACAUCAUUUCCUGUAACUGGAGCUCAAGAAGCUGGACGCAUCAAGAAGGCUCAUUAAGCAACGUGUGCUAUUUCCAGUUCGCAGACGGCACCUUCAAUCCAGUAUCAGCUCACACACUUACACCUACUAGGCUACACGCUAUGUAUCGCAACGUUCUUAAAAUUUCCAAAUCCAUAUCUGCGAAACCAGAUUAUGAAGACCAUUCACCACUGGACCCAGUCCCAGAACAGUUUCAGAGAGACCUCAAGCGUUCCCUUACCCAACUCCUAUCCUCGUACGAGCCUAAGAGACGGGGAAGAGUGCGCUUCUCGGAAGAAAGCUACUAUGAAGCUCUAGUAGGCACAUGGAACACUCUAAUCCACCGGAAUCCCACGAAAGCAGACGAGUUGUACCUAAUUCUCUGCAACUUAGUGGACUUCAAUUCUUACCUCGUAAUGAAGCUCAAUUCGAACGCCAUUCUCUCCAGCUGUCCCACAAUCCCCCUUUCAUUCGUAUUCAAUCGUGGGCCUCGGUAUCGGGAGACUGAACACCAUCCAGAUAGAUGGCUACCCGUCGCUGUGAGCGGGGACUAUCUCAGUCUCAAGCCAUCACUAACUGUCCAUGACCGCUCCUUACAAACCGAUUCAGGAGACCUCCAGCCCAUGCUCCUUUUACCGCUAAUUAGAUUAGACGGCACCCAUUCCAUUAUCACGAAGGGAAAUGUGUUUAUAUGCAAUAUAGAGGCGCACAGAUGCAGUGGUGAUAGAUUCCAAGUCGAUGGAGGUAGCCAUUUUGCAAUGUGUAUACUCCUUGAAAAAGAUAUCAACAAGUUCUACGGGAAGAUUCGAGGUGCUUGCGUCCACAUAACCCGGAGGAAAUGUGGUCGCGCUGGCGAAGUCAAUUUCUCGGAGCAGAUCUCCGUCAUCUACGACUAUCCUAUCACUGCUACACAGCUAUUUCGGCCAGAGUUAGAGGUCAACAGCAACAGAAAGGUGUAUCUAGAUAGAAUGGUCAAGGAAUACGAUCUAGAAAUCGAACGGGGACCCUCCCCUUACCAAUACGCCCUUGCGCGACGCAUAAUUCCUAGCCCGGUCAACCGCCCCAUCAGAUGGCUACCGUUCUACAUUCUGUAUGUUGUGUGGAUUGUCUGCGUCAUUCCUGCCACCUAUAUACUCUCACCGGUCCACGGCUUCGAUCCACGUAUCGAUCUAAUCAUUCUAUACACGGCAUUCAUUUCUACUCCUCUUGGGGAAGCAUUGUUUAUAUAUACCAUCACACAGCUGCCUCAUAGCCCAUCCAACAUUGCAUCUAUACUACUGAUGUGCGUUAAGUAUAUUACACCUGCCAUAUAUCCGAUUUGGUGCACUAUUUUGGAAAGAUCGGUUUACAAGAGUUGGGUCGCUAGUUUUGGUGAAGAUUGGGAUAAGGAACAACAGUCAAUACUGGAAGAAGGGCGGAAAAACCGGGUGCUCCAGCUAUACAAGAAUUUGCAAGCUCGUGAUGAUAACCGAAGGAGAGAAGCAGUCUAAGAAUGGCGGGAUACACAUAUAUUUGGUUUGAUUCAUGAUUAUUCACUUCAUAUUAAGAAAACAAUAACGAGUUAUGUCACUUUACUAGGUCUCGUCAAGGAUAUGGAGUUACGGAUGGGAGAAAACACAUCCUUGGGUCUUGUGGACUUAGAAGUUACAAACAGACAAAACAAAGAGAUUCAAUUAUGAAGACAAAAUAUAAGCAUCACUGAGAUAA